AUGCCGUUUCCAGCCGGAGCCUCCGCCUCCGGCGGCGCCGCCCUUCGGGCUCAUCUCGGCCGACGUCCUUUUCACACUCAUCUGGCACCCGCCACCGUGAUGAGACCGGCCAGGUCAACGGCAGUAACGGCAGCAAGACUUCAAGGGAUAUCGGGGACAUGCCAUAGCCAAACAUUAAUACACAAAAACAACGGCAUUCUACGGGAAGCGCGGAUAUCGCCGAAACUACUCACGCUCGCAUCCAAUACCCGUCGCUUUCGAUCCACAACGACGGCGCACGAAACCUCACAUAACCACCGCAAAAGCUCCUUCAUAAGCCCACGCUACCUCCCAGUUCUCGUCAUAUUGGCCAUCGCAGGCGUGGCAUGGGAUUCGCAAUGGCUGUUCCCGUCAAGUACGUCCUCUGACCCCGCCGAAGCGACCAUCCUCUCCAACGCGAGGAAAUUCAUCCGCUUCGACGUCAUCGACAAGGAACAGGUCUCCCCGACCUCCUUCAUCCUCACCCUCAAAUCCCCCGCCCCCAAAGCACUUCCCAGCCUGUCGUCCCUCUGGGACGUGUUUGACCUGUGGUGCGUCGAGGUAAAGCAGCCGCAGAUCCAGGUCGCGCGGGAGUACACGCCGCUACCCCCGGCAGCAGGCUCGGACCCGGAUACCUUGAGGUUGUACGUUCGAGCGCUCCGCGGAGGCGAGGUGUCGACGUACCUGAGCCGGUUGUCGCCCAUGGGAGACACGGUCGAGCUGCGUGGUCCACACGGCGAGUUCGACCUCCGUUCCCGACUAGGCGCCGCCGGAGACCGCGUCGUGUUCCUCGCGGGCGGGACGGGCAUCGCGAGCGCGCUGCAGGCUGCGAAUGCUGUUUUGCCCGGCGGUUCCUCAAUGACUAUUUUCUGGGCUGUGCGGAGCCGGGAGGAGAUUCAGCGCGGUGCGCCGUCCACGCAGCAACAUGCAGCGACGGCAGCGUCAACGUCGUCAUGGAGCUGGAAUCCUUUUUCCAAACGACCUCAGGAGACUGGGUUGAAGAUCCAGGCCGAGGUUUUGUCUGCCGAGGCCGACGACGCUUCGCCCAUUAGCAGAGAGCUGAUCGCUCUCAAGGAGAAAUAUGGCGACAAGCUCGACGUCCGCGUCGUGGUUGACCAGGAGGGCACACUCAUUCGGGAACCGGACCUCGCUGCGGCUCUCGCCCAACAACAACAAGGCCCCAGGCAUCUUGGAAAUGCCCUGCCGCCCACGACGACAGACGGCUGCAAGUUUCACUCGCAGGAGGCGCAUCUCGGGAUGGUCGACGGCGCGCCGAACGCCGGAAAGCGGCUUCUGUUCAAGGACGAGGACUGUGCUUGCUCUCCCAAAGACGGUACGGCGGCGCCCGGCAAGAACGUCUUCGUCAUCUCCGGGCCCCAGGGUUUCGUGCAGGCAUACGCGGGCCCCAAGAUAUGGCGCGACGGCGGUCAAUUACAGGGUCCCGUUGGCGGGAUGCUGGGUGCCAUCCAAAGGGGUAAUCCUAACCUGUUGAAGGACUGGAUCGUCCUCAAGUUGUAG
This is a messenger RNA of Colletotrichum truncatum, 1536 nucleotides long. NCBI's taxonomy places the organism in Eukaryota, Fungi, Ascomycota, Sordariomycetes, Glomerellales, Glomerellaceae. The record is from RefSeq and is a predicted model, not a curated record.